UUCGCCACAUCCCGAGCAGAACAUAGCUCUCACAGCCGAGAACUCAGAAGCGAACCAAAAUCGAAACCCAGCCGCAGCCGUAGCGUCAGAGAAGAGCAGGCCCAAAGAGAAGAGAGCCCCAAUAGAAUAUAACUGUAACUGCUUGUGGUGGUGCAAACGGCAAACAGGAAAUCGAAAUCUACGAUAAAUUCGAAUCUCAAUCAGAGAAGAAUCUCCAUUGAAAGUUCUAGAACUCUAGUGUAAAAAAACUGAAAGUGAAAACCGAAAAAUAGUGAAAGUCUUCAAAGUGAAAGCUAGUGGAAAAGUGAACCGGAAAAUGCAGAAAAUGAAUUUAAGUUUGUGCGCCUUAGCGCUCCUGCUGUUCAGCAGCCUCUCGAGCGUCCACAGCCGUGCCGUGGACAUUGAAGACGAUAGCAACGAUGUCGACAACUCCAUCGAGGCGGAGCCGGAGGAGAAGCCCCGAGGACGACCCUUCGAGGCCGACUGGCUCAAGUUCACCAAAUCGCCGCCAACCAAGCUUCAGCAGGCAGCCGGUGCCACCCUGGAGAUUGUCUGCGAGAUGAUGGGCUCCCAGGUGCCCAGCAUCCAGUGGGUGGUCGGCCACAUGCCGCUCUCUGAGAUUGAGAACCUCGAGUCGAAUGUGGUGUCCGAGGAUGCGGGCAGUGCCAUUGUCCGCGUGCGAUCGGUGCACAUCAUUGACCACAUGUUGAGCGAGUCUCGCACCUACACCUGUGUGGGACGCACUGGCUCCAAAACAAUCUCCGCCAGCACUGUGGUGCACCCAGUGCGCUCCGAUCUGGUCGAUAUGCGCAUGGUGCGCGAGAAGCAGUACCCGGGCCCCCAGAAGCCGCGCAUCAUCUACACCGAGAAGACCCAUCUGGAUCUGAUUGGCUCCAGUGUGAUGCUGCCAUGCAAAGUGCACGCCCGUCCCCGGGCCGAGGUCACCUGGUUGAACAACGAGAACAAGGAGGUGGUGCAGAGCCAUAGCCAUCGCUACAAGGUGCUGCCCACGGGCGAUCUGCUCAUCUCGGAGAUCAAGUGGGAGGACAUGGGCAACUACAAGUGCAUUGCCCGCAACUCUGCUGGCCGUGACUCAGCCGACACCUUCGUUUAUCCUGUACUUAAGGAGCAAGACUAAAGAUCCCACCAAAACUACACAAAUCAAAGGGCUAUUGGAUUGACAGCGACAGAGAAUUCAUCUAGUUAGUUAGAUAGAUCAAAUGCCUUCGAAGAUGCGAGAAAACAAAAAACGGAAUAUGCUAAGAAAAAACAAAAAAAAAAAAAAAAAAUACAAUACAAGAGAAAAGAAUUAUAAUUAUUUCGAAAUGAAAAAAAGUAAGGUCAUACGUUGUACAAUGUAGGUUAAGAGCCAGUUUAGAUUGUAAUCCAUAUCUAAUGCCGGCUUAGACUCUAAAACUUCCUAUCGACUUAAACGCAUCGAAUAGCUAUAGUAUCGAAUUGUCUUAUCUCCGCCAUAUGUACGCGUAUAUGGUUUUCUUCAAUUUUAGUUUUAGUCAUCAGGCUUGUAAUCAAAUCACACGUCUUGUUCUGUAAGCGCAGCAAUGAUGGUUCCUAACGAUUCAGGCGAGCUCUAGUUAACGUUAAGCUCCAACGUAAGAGUAAUUGGCAGUUUACUUAAUGAGGGUGCCCGACACGACACCCCCAAGCACCAAACCACACCACACCACAACACACCACACACCCAAUUCGUAUUUAUGUGCACCGCAAUCAUUUUUUACAACUAAUUUAUUGAUCGCCAAAAUUCAUCCAUCGCAAUCCAUACAGAAAUCACCCCACAGAAUAGUAUUUCACGGAACGAAUCAGCAGUUUCAUAGGCUACCACACCCACACCCACAACCCCAGCCCCAACUACACCUACAUAUACGAUAAUUACAUGUUUUAUUAUUAUUUUGUAAGCUAAGUGAACUGAAAAUAUGGUUUUUUCUCUUAAUUUGUUUAGUUUGUUUUUUGAAUAAAUACAAUGAAAAGAAAAUGAAA
Molecule: messenger RNA, 1998 nt
Organism: Drosophila obscura
Lineage: Eukaryota; Metazoa; Arthropoda; Insecta; Diptera; Drosophilidae
Gene: ImpL2
Product: neural/ectodermal development factor IMP-L2
Exons: 4
Coding region: 317-1138 (273 amino acids)
Cellular component (GO): neuron projection
Source: RefSeq, a predicted model, not a curated record